This is a messenger RNA of Cladophialophora immunda, 1209 nucleotides long. RefSeq lists its product as uncharacterized. Bases 268 to 1065 code for a protein of 265 amino acids. Gene Ontology annotation, cellular component: cytoplasm. NCBI's taxonomy places the organism in Eukaryota, Fungi, Ascomycota, Eurotiomycetes, Chaetothyriales, Herpotrichiellaceae. The record is from RefSeq and is a predicted model, not a curated record. The transcript has a single exon.
CGGCAUUGCUCACUUUUUGUUCCACCCAAGCACCCAUCCGGUGCAGGCCGAGAUAUAUAAAGCAUAACCCACCAAAAAUACUGCUAGGAUCCUACAGUCGAUGUUAACUGUAUCAAGGCAUCGAUGAUCAAAGUCAAACCAACAUCACAUCAUCUGGACUUGAUUCCUUCACACCUCAUUGUAUGCCGAUCAAGUCAAUCAUCGACUAAAAGCGCUCAAUCAAGAUUCGAAUCCUGAGGCGGAAAUAAUCAACGCUGCCAUCAGAGGAUGCACCGCCAGAUGUUGCCGGAGUCAAUACCUGGAUCCAUGACGUCCAGCCGUGCGGAGGAAAAGUUGGAUGUACGAAGACGGGUGUGGAAGACGUUGCGCACAGUCGCCCGGCCAGACUCGCGUUUCCAUUUCGACUUCACCAGCUUUAUUACGGACUUCGAGGGGUCAGAUCGGGCGACGGCGAGGUUGGUCGAGUUGUCAUCCUACAAAAACUCGACCGUCGUUUUCAUCACUCCCGACAACUGUUUAGAAGAGCUACGAUUACGUGCAUUGCGGGAUGGAAAAACCGUGUUGAUGACGACGUACGGCAUUCGUCGAGGGUUUUGGGAAUUGGAUCCCGUCAAAAUCGAAGAGAGCCAGUACGCCAACGCGGCAAUGUUGGACGGGAUGGAACGACUGGGCACUCCCUUGAGUCUCGCCGACAUUCUAGCCAAACGCUGGCACAUCCCGUUCAUGGUGACCGGCACCGGAGCCAUCAACACUCGAGGAGUCCGGUUCGGCAAAGGCCACGGAUUCUUCGACCUCGAAUGGGCCAUCCUGUACACCCUGGGAGUCGUCGACCAGACGACCGUCGCCGCGGCCAUCGUCCACGACUGCCAGGUGCUCGAGGAAGAGUUGCAUCCUGAGGAAUUCGACACCCUUUGUGAGGUUGUCGUCACCCCCACCCGGGUCCUGCAUGUCCCUGACGUGCAAAAGCCGACCUGCGGCGUGCUGUGGCCGCUCCUCCAGCCCAACAUGUUGGAACGCAUUCCCCCGCUGCAGGAACUCAAGGCGAUGAGCUUGCAAAAAUUGUAGCUGGGAGAACGUACGGACUACUUGCCGGAUAACGGGGAGCCGAUGGGGACAUUCUCGGUACCCAAAAGAUACACCAGAAAAUCUCAGGACAAAUGAUUCUAAUUCCUCCUAUCUGUUCACCAAACUUCCCACGAGGAACCGACG